UCGCACUGAGAAGAAAUCCAAGUCAACAGCAUCUGUUAGACGUCUUCCUCCCCCAAGGCAGAUGGCUGGCCUGUGCUGGAUGGCUGUGAUGCUGGCCUUCCUCCUGUCUGUUCCUAAAAACAGUUUGGCUGAUGAUUACAACGGCAGGCUUCCACAAAUUGUAAACGGCAUCUUGAGAAGGUAUAGAGUACAAGGCAUGUUCAGUCUGGCUGUAAGUAUCCCGAAAUACCAGAACCAGAACCAGAACCAGAACCAGAACCAGAACCAGAACCAGAACCAGAACCAGAACCAGAACAUUAAUGAAAUCCUUAAUCAAGUAUUCACAAGUGAUCCUGCCAACAAUGUGAAGAAUACGAUGAACAACGGUGAUGUGUACACCGGCAGCCGGGUGGUUGCAGCCAAAGUUCAGAGACACGACACGGGAGGAGAUGAUCACGCAGAGUCACGUGUCGUAGACCACUUAAACAACCUGCUCAACACACGUAAUGAUAAUGAUUUUCUGCUUUUCUAUGUUUAUGCCUCCCCAUGUGUGGAAAAAUGUACAAGCCGCAGGCAUAAAUAUAAUAUUCUCCAAAGGUUGAAUCAAAUUCUGGAAUGGGACAGUUACGCAGUUGUGUUUUCUAAAAUAUUCAAGCCCAAAAUUGGUCCAGGAAAUACUGACGAGCAGCGUAGUGGCGCCCUUCAGCAACUCGGGACGUACCAAGGUACCCGAGGUCAAAUUGGUCUAAACAACAUAUUCCGUUGUGAUAAACAAGCUAAUCAGAUGCAAUGCAGCGUAUGCUCCAGUGGUAAUGGAGUUGCUCACUACUGCAUUUCUGAUGUUACAGGAGGUGAGAGUGUUACAGGAGGUGGGAGUGUUACAGGAGGUGGGAGUGAUAGAGGUGAGAGUGAUAGAGGAGGUGGGAGUGAUAGAGUGAAAGAGGAGGUGGGAGUGUUACAGGAGGUGAGAGUGAUAGAGGAGGUGGGAGUGUUAGAGGUGAGAGUGAUACAGAAGGUGGGAGUGAUACAGAAGUUUGGAGUGUUACAGGAGGUAGGAGUGGUAAAGGAGGAAGGAGUGGUAAAGGAGGAAGGAGUGGUAAAGGAGGUAGGAGUGGUAAAGGAGGUAGGAGUGGUAAAGGAGGUAGGAGUGGUAAAGGAGGUAGGAGUGGUAAAGGAGGAAGGAGUGGUAAAGGAGGUAGGAGUGGUAAAGGAGGAAGGAGUGGUAAAGGAGGUGAGAGUGUUACAGGAGGUUGGAGUGGUAAAGGAGGAAGGAGUGGUAAAGGAGGUGAGAGUGUUACAGGAGGUUGGAGUGGUAAAGGAGGAAGGAGUGGUAAAGGAGGUGAGAGUGUUACAGGAGGAGGGAGUGGUAAAGGAGGUGAGAGUGUUAAAGGAGGUAGGAGUGGUAAAGGAGGUAGGAGUGGUAAAGGAGGUGGGAGUGUUACAGGAGGUAGGAGUGGUAAAGGAGGUAGGAGUGGUAAAGGAGGAAGGAGUGGUAAAGGAGGUAGGAGUGGUAAAGGAGGUGGGAGUGGUAAAGGGGGUUGGAGUGGUAAAGGAGGUAGGAGUGUUACAGGAGGUAGGAGGGGUAAAGGAGGAAGGAGUGGUAAAGGAGGUAGGAGUGGUAAAGGAGGUAGGAGUGGUAAAGGGGGUUGGAGUGGUAAAGGAGGUAGGAGUGGUAGAGGAGGUUGGAGUGGUAAAGGGGGUUGGAGUGGUAGAGGAUGAUCCAGUAGAAUGGGUAGAGAGGGUGGGUAGGUUCAGCAUCUAA
Messenger RNA from Seriola dumerili (greater amberjack), 1741 nucleotides. RefSeq lists its product as uncharacterized. NCBI's taxonomy places the organism in Eukaryota, Metazoa, Chordata, Actinopteri, Carangiformes, Carangidae. The record is from RefSeq and is a predicted model, not a curated record. Bases 62 to 1741 code for a protein of 559 amino acids. The transcript is spliced from 4 exons.